This is a messenger RNA of Durusdinium trenchii, 373 nucleotides long. NCBI's taxonomy places the organism in Eukaryota, Dinophyceae, Suessiales, Symbiodiniaceae. The record is from the annotation of a GenBank genome assembly.
GUUGGCUGGAAACUGCUCGAGAUGGGUGGCCAUGCGGUACAAAACCGGGCUGACAUGUUGUGUGCGCCCCUCAAGCGUGAUCAAGCCUGGCUAAAAUUUGGUGAAGACGGUUCAGCAGAGAUUUGCUUAUCCUCUGAAGAGCUUGCAGUGGCCCGGUUUUUCACGCGGUUGCUUCAACAUCAAGAGGAUGCGCCGGUGCAUGUGGUUGACCUCCCCGGUCCCUGCAUUGUGGCGGCAGCGGAUGCCUAUGCAGAAGGGACCCGGGCUGGUGUGGGCGGUUGGUUGCUGCCAGAGGGUGCAGAGCUCCACCCGUCCAACAUCUUCUGGUGCAAGUGCUUGGCCUCUGCGGGACCGCCCAUCACGGGUGGGACCG